Messenger RNA from Loxodonta africana (African savanna elephant), 4157 nucleotides. RefSeq names its product potassium voltage-gated channel subfamily Q member 1 (gene KCNQ1). The record is from RefSeq and is a predicted model, not a curated record. Gene Ontology annotation, cellular component: voltage-gated potassium channel complex; membrane. Gene Ontology annotation, biological process: potassium ion transmembrane transport. Gene Ontology annotation, molecular function: voltage-gated potassium channel activity. Bases 1 to 1665 code for a protein of 554 amino acids. Lineage: Eukaryota; Metazoa; Chordata; Mammalia; Proboscidea; Elephantidae. The transcript is spliced from 12 exons.
AUGGCCGCGGCCUCCUCCCCGCCCCGGGGCGAGAGGAAGAGCUGGGACUGGGGCCGCCUGCUGGGCGCGCGGCGGGGCAGCGCGGGCCUGGCCAAGAAGUGUCCCUUCUCUCUGGAGCUGGCCGAGGGCGGCCCGGCGGGCGGCGCGCUCUACGCGCCCAUCUCGCCCCCCGGCGCCUCGGGACCCUCGCCGCCCCCAGCCGGGCCCGCCACGCCGCAGCCCGCGCCCGCAGUCGAGCCGGGCCCGCGGCCACGGGUCAGCCUGGACCCGCGCGUUUCCAUCUACAGCGCGCGCCGCCCGCUGCUGGCUCGCACCCACGUCCAGGGCCGCGUCUACAACUUCCUCGAGCGCCCCACAGGCUGGAAGUGCUUCGUCUACCACUUUGCCGUCUUCCUCAUCGUCCUGGUCUGCCUCAUCUUCAGCGUGCUGUCUACCAUUGAGCAGUACGCCACUCUGGCCAUGGGGACCCUCUUCUGGAUGGAGAUCGUGCUGGUGGCGUUCUUUGGCACAGAGUACGUGGUGCGCCUCUGGUCGGCCGGCUGCCGCAGCAAGUAUGUGGGCAUCUGGGGGCGGCUGCGCUUUGCCCGGAAGCCAAUUUCCAUCAUCGACCUCAUCGUGGUGGUGGCCUCCAUGGUGGUCCUCUGUGUGGGCUCCAAAGGACAGGUGUUUGCCACCUCAGCCAUCAGGGGCAUCCGCUUCCUGCAGAUCCUGAGGAUGCUGCACGUGGACCGCCAGGGCGGCACCUGGAGGCUGCUGGGCUCCGUGGUCUUCAUCCACCGCCAGGAGCUGAUCACCACCCUGUACAUCGGCUUUCUGGGCCUGAUCUUCUCGUCCUACUUCGUGUACCUGGCCGAGAAGGACGCCGUGAACGAGUCAGGCCGCGUGGAAUUCGGCAGCUAUGCUGACGCGCUGUGGUGGGGCGUGGUGACAGUCACCACCAUCGGCUACGGGGACAAGGUGCCGCAGACUUGGAUCGGCAAGACCAUCGCCUCCUGCUUCUCUGUCUUUGCCAUCUCCUUCUUUGCGCUCCCUGCGGGCAUCCUGGGCUCUGGGUUCGCCCUGAAGGUCCAGCAGAAGCAGCGGCAGAAGCACUUCAACCGGCAGAUCCCAGCAGCCGCCUCACUUAUCCAGACUGCGUGGAGGUGCUACGCGGCUGAGAACCCCGAGUCCUCCACCUGGAAGAUCUACGUGCGCAAGCCCGCCCGCAACCAUACCCUGCUCUCCUCCAGCCCCAAGCCCAAGAAGUCCGUCAUGGUCAAAAAAAAGAAAUUCAAGCUGGACCGGGACAACGGGGUGGGCCCUGGGGAGAAGACGCUCACGGUCCCGCACAUCACCUACGACCCAGUCGGGGAUGAUCGCAGGGCUGACCGCCUGUCCCUCGAUGGCUACGACGGUACUGGUGAGCAGCCCAGCCACAUGGUGAAGAAGAGCCCCACACUGCUGGAUGUGAGCACAACCCACUUCAUGCGGACCAACAGCUUCACCGAGGACCUGGACCUGGAGGGGGAGACGCUGUUGGUGCCCAUCACCCACAUCUCACAAUCACCCCUGCAAACAACGGACACUGUGCAGCACCUACCAGGGAAAUCACGUGUGGAGCACACGCAUAAAUUGUGCAAAGACAGAUUUCAUGAAGUUAAAGCGGUACCGGGGAUUAGGCGGUAAGACUGGUUAUCAGUUGAAGAGAGAGAGCAGGCUGGGGCCAUGUGCAUUCCCAGUGAGCACAGGACAAACAAUGAGAUCAGCAGCGGCCCUGGGAGAGGUGAGGACACCCCACCGACUUGCGGAACCCAGGCUUCUCUCUGGGACGCUGCUGCCCACAGCGCCAAGGGCCCCCUACCAGGCUUGUAACACCUUUUAGGAAAAGCAGACGAAGACUUCCUCCGCCUGGUUUUUCUAAAAUAUGAGCACAUACUUGCGAUUGUAGCAAGCGUAUUACAUACAGGAUAAAAUACGUCUUUUUUUGUAACAAUUAUUGUUCGUGAUAACUUCCCAGUCAAAUCUGUUUGUCAUGAAAUUUUGGUCUCCGUUUUAAGUGGAUUCACCAGAAGAGGUCCUUCAAUUUUGCCCCCAUUCCAGCAGGGCUGAAGUGUUGGUACAGUUUAUGCUGUGAAAGACCCUUAGAGUAAACACUGAACCCGUCUGCACCACUAUCAACGUUACACGGACGAGCCUCCCCCCUGCCUGACGGCUACACGGUGGGUUUUACCUUCAUCGACUUGCUAGCUGAGAAGCGGCCUGCCACGGCUUUAACGUGCAGUGCUUUUAUUGUAAACCACGUUUUUUAUCUUCUCGAUGAUUAAAUGAUUAUCUUUAAAUUAGCUUUAAAGGAUUAAAAGCAUUCGAUUUUUCAUUUUUGUGGAUCGCCUCUUUAUAACCUUUGGGCAUUUUUUAAAAAAUACCCCUUCUUACUGACUUACACGGACUCUCUGUCACGUGUUGAAAAUAUUUUGUUCAAACUUGUCACGCGUGUCUUAGCUUUACUUGUAACUUUUUUUUUGGCUGACGGAAUUUUUAAAAAGUUUUUUUUAGAGGUACCUUUGUCCAUCUUUUACGAUCAGGGGUCUUUAUUUUUAGUUGAGAUAACUUCCUCAUUCCAAUAUUGCUUUAAUUAGUUCUCCUAUAUUUUCUUCUAACACUUUUUGCUUCCUUUUUCACAUAUAAAUCAUGGCUUCACCUGGGUUUUUUGGCACAAGGAGGUAUUAAGUCCAAUUUGUUUUUCUUAUGCUCACUCGAUUGUCCUAACGCUACAUAUAUGAAUGUGUCAUUUUUUUCUCUACUGACUUAAAGGCUACCUUUAUCAUAUUUCAAAUUCUUAUUAAAUGUGUGUUCCUAUCUAGUGAGCCUACUGGUGGGCCAGAACUCACUGUCUUAAUCAUGUAACUUCGUAUUUUUCUGGGUGGCACGGCUUCCCCCAUCCCUGCUACUGCAGGGUCCAGGGAGAGCUGUCUUCGCAGGCUGCAGCGAGCCCGGGAAAUUCACGGUAUGGUCCGAGACAGCCACACUCCCACGAUUUAAACACAGGAUUAGCCGCGGCAUCAGACAGGAAGCUGGAGCUGGGUCUUCAUCUCCGCCGCUCAUGUCAGGAGCUUCUUCAGGGGCGCAGCCAGACUCGGGUCCAGGUGGGGUGCAAGGCUGUGCAUCAACCCGGGCACCAUUUUGUCCAUAUUUCACGUUCUCAGGGCAUCUGGUGGGGGUGCUGUUGUUCAGUCGCCGUUGAGCCGUCUCCAGCUCAGGGAGACCUGCGUAACAGAAGGAAACGCUGCCCAGUCCUGUUCCAUCUUCACGGUUGUUAGUAUGCUUGAGUCCACUGCUGCAGGUGUUGUGUCAAUCCGUCUCCUGGAGGGUUUCCCUCGUUUUUGCCGACGCUCUACUUUACUAGUCCUUUUCUAGCCACUAGUUCUUCUUGGUGACGUGUUGUCCAAAGUAAGCCCGUCAGAGUCUCGCCAUCCUUGCUUCUAAGGAACAUUCUCGUUGAGUUUCCUCUAAGCCUGAUGUGUUUAUUCCCCUGGCAGUCCACAGAAUAGUCCAUAUCCUUCACAGCACCACAGUUCAAGCAAUCAAUUCUUGGGUGGGUAGGACAUCUGAGAAGAACUGAAUCUGUGACUUUGAGAGAGCACAGAGAGCAAACAAGCCCACGGCAUGAAGAAAAAUUCUGCGGUAGGAAACACAACCUGUAACACGUAGCCCAGCUCCUUCUCCACCUCAGUUACAAACGGGGAAGAAAUGACACCACAGGAGGGGGCUCUCCCCAUGCGGGUCACCACGGCCACUGCCAUGGCUUGGCACUGGUGACUCGCCUUCCUUGUCCACUCUGGGCCAAUUGUGCAAGAGUGACUUUCUGAGCCUUGUCCACGCGAACCCGUUCGAAGGGAAGGCUCAUAGCCAGCCCCUUGGGAGCAGGCUCUGGAGCUGGUUGUUGCUGCUGUUAGGUGCUGUUAAGUCACCUCCCACUUAUAGUGACCCCGUGUACAACAGAACGGAACGCUGCCGGUCCUGUACCAUCCUCACAGUCGUCGUUAUGCUUGCCCACUGCUACAUCCACUGUGUCAUUCCAUCUCGCUGAGGGUCGUCUUCUUUUUCACAGACCCUCUACUUUACCAAGCAUGAUGCCCUCCGGGGACUGAUCCCUCCUGAUAACAUGUCCAAAGUAUGUA